Messenger RNA from Paralichthys olivaceus (Japanese flounder), 4225 nucleotides. The record is from RefSeq and is a predicted model, not a curated record. NCBI's taxonomy places the organism in Eukaryota, Metazoa, Chordata, Actinopteri, Pleuronectiformes, Paralichthyidae.
UCGCAGCUUCCUGAUGAACCGAUGAACCAUCAGGAGUCUAAAGACGAUCGUCACUUCAGUAAUAAGUCAAAGAAGAAAUUAAACCUGUGCGGAACCCACACAAACUAACGAUGGGCGAUGUGAAUGUGGAAGCAGAAGAGGAGGUGAACAAACAGGAGAUCAGCUCGGAGCAGCUUCCAGAGCCGCUGCUGAUAAUCCUGUCCCCACCUCCGCCUUUUCUACCCUCCCCCGGUCAGCCAACCAUGUUUUGGCACAAGUGGCUUAAAUCUUUCGAACGCUACCUGGAGGCGCUCGGUGAAAACGAGCUGGUGGACUCCAGUAAGUGCGACCUUUUACAGAACUGCCUCGGCCCAGAGGGGCAGCACGUCUUCACGUCGCUGAUCCGGAGCGAAGCCACGUACGCUGAGGCCGUCUCGCUGCUGACGGGUUUCUUCUCCGCCGACCCGACUGCUCAGAUGUACCGCCUCGAAUUCCAUCACAGGGCCCAGAUGCCCGGAGAGACCGUGGAUCAGUUUGUGUCUGCGCUACAGGAACUGCUGUGGCGUUGUAACUACGGAGACUCGCAAGAAAAACGUCUCCUGGAUCAGCUGAUUGCAAAAACAAACCACCCGCAGCUCAAAGAGAGGCUUCUCCUGGUGGAGGACACGCUGACCUUGGCCGAAGCGUUGCUAAUCGGCAAAGAGGUGGAAUCUGCAGGGUUCGGUUUUCAUGAGGUCAGCGUGGCCAUUGAAGAUGAUGUAGAAGUUCCCGUUCAAAGAAAAUCUAAAAGAGGGCGACCGAGGAAGGGCGAGACGAGGACUAAAGCAAAACCGCCCGUGGUUAAAACCCAAACAAAACCAUCUAGACACAAAGACAACUUCUAUUACAGCAACGAUAAGCUCUACUACAGCGAUACUGAUAAGUGCAACAGUGCUGCUGAGACGACUCCGGCUUGUGAUGGACCCAGCGAUGAAGGUGAUGAUGAUAUUGAAGCCUCGUCAUCGUCGCAGAUGGUGAAGGAGGAAGUCUGUGAGGACGACGAGGACGAGGACGACGAUGACUUUGUAGUUUCUUCAGCCAAACUCAAGGGCCCCUACUGCCCCCUCUGCACCGGCCGACGCUUCAGAGAUGCGAACAAACUCGGCAGACACAUGAGGACGCACACGAAGGAGAAACCGUUCAGCUGCCCCGUCUGCGCGCUGACCUUCAGCCAGUCCUACCACAUGACCCGACACCUGAGGAACCAGCACGGUGCCGGGCAGCACAUCUGCUCCACGUGCGGGGAAAGUUUGGGAAGCUUCGCCGAGUUGAAAAGUCACAAGAGGACGCACAAGCAAAUCCUGUCGUGUCCCGAUUGCAGUGAGAGAUUCACAAACGAUGACACGCUUCGUAGUCACAUGGUGUCGCAUGACAAAACCCAGUCUCCGCAGACAGAGGAACAGAGUUUACAGCGAAGUGAUGAAGCGAUUCACCAAGUGACAGUCGACUCGAGUCAGAACAACGAGAGUAACGAUAGCAACGAUGACGCUGCUGACAAUGAUUCAGACUCUGGUUGUGUCGAGACUUUGGAUAAAGGAUGCGAAGUUAAUAUCAAGAUGGAGGAAGACUCCGUCGCUAUAUCUCAAGAUGGAGGCGGUAAGAAGGAAAAAGUCGCCUCUCAGGCUAAAUCAAAAGGUCAUUUCUGUCCCAUCUGUGACGACAGGCGCUUCAGGGGUCCAAACAAACUCGCCAGACACAUGAGGACGCACACAAAGGAGAAACCGUUCACCUGUCCCGUCUGCUCUUUGACUUUCAGCCAGUCCUACCACAUGACCCGACACGUGAGGAACCAGCACGGCUCGGGAAAAUACAUCUGCUCUAAAUGUGGGAAAAGUUCAAGCAGCUGGCUGGAACUGAAAACUCACAAGAAGACUCACGCAGGAGAUGGUCUGAAAUGUCUCGCGUGUGAUACACAGUUCAAGGAGAAGGCGGCGCUCGUGAGUCACCUCAAACUGCACAAGAAGGUCCACACUAAUCCUCGCAGCCUCAUCUGCGGCGAUUGCGGCAAAGUGUUUCGUCGAUUGUACCAUUUGAAGCGCCACAUCAAGACCCAUCGCAAAGCGGCAAACGGCGAGAGUUUCACGUGCCCCGAUUGUCACAAGAAGUUUGCCUUCCCAGAAGACUUGAACAAACACCUGGAGGUUCACGUGAAGGAAAACAAUGGGACUUGCCCGAAAUGUGACCAAACCUUCAACAGUCCCGAGGAGCUGGAGACGCACAUGGAGGUUCACGACAAGACGUACGCCUGCAACACCUGCGGGAAGAAGUUCAAGGUGGAGUACGCGCUGAAGAAGCAUGAGCAGGUUCACCAGAACGAACAGUAUUAUUGUUCGUUGUGCCGAAAGCGUUUCAUCAAGUUGUCUCACUACAAAAGGCACUUACUGGUUCACGACAGGCGCGAAUCUAAAUGUCCGCACUGCGACAGCGUCUUUCUACAGUUGACAGCGCUGAAGUAUCACCUGCGGACUCACAGCGAAGAGAGGCCGCACCAGUGCACCUGCUGCAUCGAGACCUUUGAGAUGGAGGAAGAUCUGGAGCAGCACCGUCUCAAACACAGGAAAUUCAAAAAAGAGAGGCCGUUCUCCUGCACUCGGUGUGAUUCCGCCUUCUCCACGCUGGUGGCGCUGACGGAACACAUGAGCGAACACGAGGGAGAGCUGCCGUCAAACUGUCCCGUCUGCGGCAAGACUUUUCUGAACAAGAAGAAGCUGGAGAAACAUCUGACCAUCCACACGGGGGAGAGACCUCACCUCUGCUCCAUCUGCGGCAACGGCUUCCCUUCCGCCGCCAGCCUCAAGCUGCACGUCAGCAUCCACACCGGAGAGAAACCCUUCCAGUGCUCGCAGUGCAGCAAGAGCUUCAGGUCGUCGAGCGGGCUGCGGCUUCACAGCAGGCAGCACAUGGAGGUGCGGCCCAGCUACGAGUGUCCCGAGUGCGGCCGGACGUACGGACGCAUGACGGAGCUGAAGAUGCACCAGCGUUAUCACACGGGGGACAAACCGUACUCGUGCACCUGCUGCAACAAGCGCUUUAUUAGCAAAGACAAACUGAACGUUCACAUGAGGACACACACGGGCGAGAGGCCUUACUCCUGUCCCCACUGUGGACAGACAUUCACACAGACCGGAGACAGAAACAGACACAUCAGUAAAUAUCACUAGUUGUGGUGCUUUAGUUUUGAAUGAUUGGACCUGUGGUUCUGCAUGUUUGUAUGUGUGGGUGUCAUUAUGAGUCAAUUCAGAGGAAGUAAAAAAAUAUAUAUAUAUGUUUAUCAAGCUUAACGCUAGAUUAUGUAACUGAUGAGGUUUUCAGAUUUUUGGUAUUGUGUCCAUUUGAAUUUUGUUCAAAGGGACGAUGGGCAAAACGAUGUGAAACUAGAGCGGCACUUAGUCGAGCUCACACCUCCGCCAAGGCUCAACAGACCCAAACUCUCUAAUAAUGUCAGUUCCCCAAUAACACCUGAUUUUUUUUUUUUUUUAAAUCAAAGUCAGUGAAAAAAGAAUUCUGAUCUAGAUCCACCUCAACUCUUUCCUGACAAAUACUUUCUUGCACUAAGCUUCUAGGAAACUGUUCAUUUGUUUGUGUGAAGUCUUGCUCAACAAACACACGUAACCUUGGCCGAGGUAAUCGCUGUACUGGUGUCGAAUGAUUUCUCUGAGCACUACAAACAUUCGUUGUUGCCAUGCAAACAGAUUGUCUCCGCAGAUUUGUGUUCCUGCCUGGACUCACUUCAGUGUCACUACAUCCCUGUUAAAUACAAAAACCCUGCAUGACGGUUCAGUCCUUCUUGUUCUCCCUCUCACCGCUGAGCCGGGUGCAUUAGGCAUUUUCUCAUUCAAGCAUCCUGAGCUUGUUUACUCUCACACACACACUCACACUACUCCCUAGUGGAUUCAAUCUGGAUUCCAUCUGUCCCUCACAUGGACACAAAUGACACUGAAAACAAUAACAAAUGACUCUUCUUUUGUCUUCCUGCAAAAAGCAGCUGAAUCCACAGUUUUCCAGCUCAAGGACAGCAAAGAGCAAACAUUAACAAGACUUCAGAGAUCUCCCUUCAUUCUUUUCCUGCCCGUACCUCUGUAUGUGUUGUUCUGCUAUCAUGUUUAUUUCUCAUUUUCAUAUCUUUUAUUUCAGGCUACUGUGUAACCAAGCAUUAUUAUUACUCUGUUUAGAAAAGUGCCAUAAUAAUAAAACUAUAAUUCCACUA